UGUGCCUGCGUGUGUGCUAUGUGGGCCAGCGGCGACUGCGUGACAAAAUGUUUAGCACCACUGAACUAAUAAUACUAGCUGGUCAAGUAAUUAUGAAAAUAGUGAAGUAAUACUCAUGACAACAUACGAAUAUUGAUACGAUCAGAUGUAUUGUGCUGUAGUAGGCUCACUUAUCAUAUUCAUGACCUUUCCAUCCCAGAUAAGAGAUAUAGAGAUCCACAACCAAAAGAGAGCAUAGGCCUACAGUAAGAGGAACAGACUAACCCUAAAAACUCAUAGUUCGUCCCAGAGCAGUUUGGGAUACUGGGGGUGUGGCCGGAGUCUUCAUUGAAGAUUUUGUAACGUUGUGACAACAUGACCACGUGUGUCAUCCGCGAAGGACAAGUUACAAAACAAAUCCAUAUGAAAUUUGAAGUCGUGUGUGGUGAUCAUUUUCAACUGUUCGGUGUUCGGUGAAGUCUUACUACUAUGAAAGCUGAUACUACCUAACAACGUGUUUGGAACUGCUGGUUAAGCGAUGCACUUCGCCGAUUUCCUCGCAGGAUCUGUUGGAGUGUUGGUGGCAGACUUGGCAGGCUGGUUUUCAUCUGUCAGACAAUAUUGACAUUCCUGAUCAUCGGCGGAGCCUGUGGGGUGGCAGUUGGUUACCCCUUCGACACAGUAAAAGUGAGGAUCCAGACCCAAAAGCAGUUCUCUGGAAUAUGGCAGUGUUUUGAAAAAACCUUGGAAAAAGAAGGGGUCCAUGGUUUCUUUAAGGGGAUGUCCCUGCCCGUCACCACUGUGUCCAUGACAUCCUCGGUGGUGUUCGGGACCUACAGGAACUGCCUGCAGUGCCUCAGUCAGUUCCACGGCCUCGGGGCCCCCAACACCAAGCUGGACGUCUUCCUGUCUGGACUGGCCGGGGGAGUGGCCCAGAUCUCGGUCAUGUCGCCGGGUGACAUUGUGAAGGUCCGUUUGCAGUGUCAGACGGAGUCCAUGCGUGGUGGUGGUGGUCGUGGUGGCACUAACCUGGCCAAGCCGAAAUACCGCGGCCCCGUCCACUGCCUGGUGUCCAUCGUGUGCGAGGACGGGCCACGGGGCCUGUAUAAGGGGGCCCUGCCACUGGCCCUCAGGGACGGCCCCUCCUUCGCCACCUACUUCCUCACCUACCAGACGCUGUGCGAGUGGCAGACGCCCGCCGGACAGAAGGAAACAGAGUGGACUGCUGUGCUGUUGGCGGGAGGGGUGGCUGGCAUGGCCGGCUGGUCGGUCGGCACGCCCAUGGAUGUCAUCAAAGCUCGCCUGCAGAUGGACGGUGCGCGGGAGCAGAAGAGGUACCGCGGCCUUGUCCACUGCGUGACGGAGACCGUGCGCGUGGAGGGUUCGACCGUGUUCUUCAAGAGCCUGGGCAUCAACUGCCUGCGCGCCUUCCCAGUCAACAUGGUGGUGUUCGCCGUGUACGAGCUUGCCGUCCGCGUCCUCCGCAAACCAGAGACAGUCACACACAUCUGACAUAGCCAGCACUAAUGCUGUGUGUGUCUGUGCUGUGUGGAUUAUCAGGUCAAUUAAUGCAUCUUUUAUAGACUUUAGCUGCUGGAAAAGCGCACAAAAUGAAAGAAAGGGACAUCAGUGUUUUAAAUGUGAGCAUGAAAGAGCUUUUACUGUCUGAGACUACCUCAUGAGUUGUAUGCUAUAGGUACUCUGCUUCUUAAUUAAAUGCUGUAUUGUAUUUGGGGCAUCAUGUGGAAAUGUAGUGUAGUGGGGCAUCAUGGGAAAUGUAGUUUUUGUGCCCAUCCUCAGGAUGUAGGCAGAGGCUAAAGUCACCACAGGAGGGCACACUGGCUAAAGGUUUGAGUCUGGAACAAAGCCGACCCAGAAAAGGUCUUGAUCUGGCUCGGGUCUGGGGCUAGAGAGCAGCUGACUGGACCUUGUUAGCCGGUAAAAAAUAAUUAUGGGUCAAAUGGGGAGGGCCUAUAUAUACUCGUAAUAUAUUUAUCUAAAAUGAUGAGGGGGGAGAGGAAGGUGAGAAAUGUAUACCUGGAUGUAUGUAUGAAUGUUUACAAUAUGUUGACUUUCGUCCUCAGUCGAAGAAAAGAAUAUUUUAUUUUGUUAAUGAAAGUAUUAAUUUGGUUUCUGUUAUUUAUUUGAAUCUCAUGCUGUUACAAGUUAAAGAAACUACUGUUUGAGCUUGUCUGCUGCCAGCUACUGAUGUGCCUAAGCACUUGUGGGGAUUAAUAUGGGCAUUGCCUACUUCCAAAAUAAUGCAAUAAAUUAAAUCCAUCCAGA
Alosa sapidissima (American shad) is the source of this 2265-nucleotide messenger RNA. It is a transcript of the gene slc25a47a, whose product is annotated as solute carrier family 25 member 47a. Gene Ontology annotation, molecular function: transmembrane transporter activity. Bases 760 to 1491 code for a protein of 243 amino acids. The transcript has 7 exons. The record is from RefSeq and is a predicted model, not a curated record. Gene Ontology annotation, cellular component: mitochondrion. NCBI's taxonomy places the organism in Eukaryota, Metazoa, Chordata, Actinopteri, Clupeiformes, Clupeidae. Gene Ontology annotation, biological process: transmembrane transport.